Messenger RNA from Chara braunii, 2202 nucleotides. Lineage: Eukaryota; Viridiplantae; Streptophyta; Charophyceae; Charales; Characeae. The record is from the annotation of a GenBank genome assembly.
GGGGAUGUGCUGUGGAAGAUCGAGGGUUGGCUGUGGAAUAUCAAGGGUCUGGCGGAAGAUCGAGGGUCUGGUGGCGGUGCACAACGUGAUUCGCCUCAGUGUCAGCAAUGCCCCAACUCAGGAGGAGACAGCUAGAAGAGGUCGCUGUUGCAGUCAUGGCCAUUGCCGGGAGGAUGGCCGAGGAUGCGUUCCAGUCCUUUGAUUCCCUGCUGGGGGCCCGGAGCUUGACACCCUUGUUGGGCCCUCACUUGGAAAGCAUGGACUCGGCCGGUGGAGAAGACGACGAUGACCAAACAUGGGGACGGCGUGGUCUGGUAUGGUUGUUGCCAGCCAUCAUUCACAUCUGCAACCUGUCUCCGCGGGCUCCGCCUAGGUGGUGGGUGACGAGGCGGACGGCUGGGUUGUGGAGGGACCUCGUUCCCACGGACGACGCCGAGAACGACCAUUACAUAGGACUCUUGUGCAUGCGACGUUCGACAUUCAACAGACUGCUUCGUAAGGUCGGUCCGCUUUUGGAAAAGAAGGUCACAAAGUUUCGGUUACCGUUGCCGCCUGCUAAGAAGCUUGCGUAUGCUCUCCAUAGAUGGGCCCAUGGCGACUCGCACUGGCACAGUUCAUUCGCGUAUGGGAUGGGGAAAACCAGUGGCAUACGUGCAGUGAAAGAGGUGGCGGAUGCCAUUCACGCCGCGUAUCCACAUGCAGUUGGUUUCGGUGGACUAGAGGAUAGUCACCGUCGAAUGCAGCAGUUUGAGGCAUUGGGUUUUUCUAAUUGCUGGGGGUGCAUUGACUGCACACAUGUGUACGUCGACAAGCCACGAACGAAGGACGGCGACGACUAUUGCUCCGGUCGUAACAACCGGUUCUCAGUUGUUGCGCAACUCGUGGUCGAUUCCGAGCUGCAUGUCCUUGAUUUUUGCUACGGCUUUCCGGGGACUGUCGGCGAUGCACGUGUUCUGAAGAACACGUCGCUGUACAGGCGAGCCCUGAAAGGGUCGUUGUUCGUCGACGACCCUGAAGACCCCUUCCGUGCUCAGAGGCCUUCCAUCACCGGUGUUCCUGGAGGGUACUUGCUUGGUGAUGGCGGAUACCCCAAUCUUUCUUGGCUUGUGAUCCCAUACGGCCGACAGCCCCGCCUGACGAGGGCCAUGCAGCGCUUCGACGCUCUUCACAAGAUUGUCAGGUCUUGUGUUGAGCGAUUCUUUGGGGUUUUCAAAAUGCGUUUCCAGUACUUCUAUCGGCCGCAUAUAUGUGACAUUGCAACGGAGAGGUUGGAGUUCCGUGCGUGUUGCAUAAUUAAUUACCUCCUUCAGGAUUGGGGUGAUUUGCCGGAGGCGGACGACGAAGACAGCGAUUCAUCGUGUCCUGAAGGUCCGCCACCCGGUGUUGACAGGCGUGUGGAUGGUGCCCCUCUAGAGUACAUGUUUGGAAGGGAGCGUGGCCUGGCCGUGAGGGACGCACUUUGUACGGAGGUCUUGCAUUUGUGGGAACUGCGCCGUUCGCAGGCCUUGUGCUACACCUAUGAAAGACGUGCAAUCUUAGAUAGUUUGGAGAAGACUGAGAAGGAGGUCGAGCGGCUACACCGAUUCUUGGUUGAUAGGGGAGACAGCAUCACGGUGACAUUGCGGAAUGGGAGGUCGGUAAGUGAAACCGACAUCUCUCUGGAGAACAUACAUGCUCGUCGAUGGGCGGCUUCAGUGUUGAAGAGGGUGCAAGACUCGCGGAACGCGUUGCGGCAAUGUUGUGACGAUCUUGUUGUUCAGAACAUGCAGAUACGGCGACAUGUAGAUCAAUGGAGACAGCGAGCGGAAGAUAUGCGGGGGAGAUUUGAUCAUGCAUCCCGUGCACUGCGUGAGGCAACACAGGAAAGAGACGACGCCAUGCGAAGGUUGGAGUCCGUUGAGGAUGAUUUGCCGGUGGCUCGUGGGCAGGCAAAGACGACAUGGAGGUUCUACGACGAAGUGGUUCAUGGGAGCGGUUCGGGAACGAAGGCCCCGGACAGCGAGCUCCAAACAGAGUUCGCAAACAUCAGUUUGUCGUGUGGGGGGAAAGGGCGGGAGGCUUCAACAUCGAACACGUCAUCAUGUGCCUCCUGCGACGAGAUUCGCGCUGCCAUGGCGGAAAAGGAUAGAGAGAUCGCCAUUCUGGAAUUCAAGAACGAGAUCCUCACUAUUGUGAAAUGACGGGGUUGCAACCGGCCCCGUA